This is a messenger RNA of Nematolebias whitei (Rio pearlfish), 2778 nucleotides long. It is a transcript of the gene rap1gapa, whose product is annotated as RAP1 GTPase activating protein a. The transcript has 25 exons. The coding region runs from base 57 to 2339 and encodes 760 amino acids. Gene Ontology annotation, molecular function: GTPase activator activity. Lineage: Eukaryota; Metazoa; Chordata; Actinopteri; Cyprinodontiformes; Rivulidae. Gene Ontology annotation, biological process: regulation of small GTPase mediated signal transduction; activation of GTPase activity. The record is from RefSeq and is a predicted model, not a curated record. Gene Ontology annotation, cellular component: cytoplasm.
CAAGUGCUGGCUGCACUCAGCAGUGUUGACGGGCUCACUGCUGUCUGUCAGCCAGCAUGCCGCAGAGAAAGAGGAGUUUCACUUUUGGAGCCUAUGGAGGAGUGGACAAGACCUCCAAGGCCAGAGGUAUUUGGAAACAAGAUGGGAGCGACCCCCGGAUAUCUGCGCCACUAGAGCCUCCGAUGCUCCAGACGCCCCCAACACACACAGCCUUGCCGCUUCACAAGAACACAGAUUUAUUUGAAAUGAUUGAAAAGAUGCAGGGCAGCAGGAUGGAUGAGCAGAGAUGCAGCUUCCCUCCACCUCUCAAGACUGAAGAGGAUUAUAUUCCAUACCCAAGUGUCCAUGAGGUGCUGGGGAGGACGAGCCCCUUUCCUCUCAUCCUGCUGCCACAGUUUGGUGGUUACUGGAUUGAGGGGACCAACCACGAGCUGGGUGAGGCCGAGCUGCCCCGGCCUCCGUCCCCGAACACUCGCACCAAACUGGAAUGUAACACAACAGCUGCACUCUUCAGGAAACACUUCCUGGGAAAGGAGCACUUUAAUUACUAUUCAGUGGACAGUAACCUCGGACAUCUGGUGUUCUCCAUAAAAUAUGAUGUGAUUGGUGACCAGGAACAUCUCCGCCUCAUGCUCAGGACCAAGCUGAAAACCCACCAAGAUGUCAUCCCCAUUUCCUGUCUGACAGAGUUUCCUAAUGUGGUCCAAAUGGCCAAGCUUGUCUGUGAAGAAGUCAACGUGGACCGCUUUUAUCCUGUCCUUUAUCCAAAAGCUUCAAGACUUAUUGUCACAUUUGAUGAACAUGUGAUAAGCAACAAUUUCAAAUUCGGGGUCAUCUACCAGAGGUUUGGACAGACGUCAGAAGAGGAGCUGUUUGGCAACAGCGAAGAGAGUCCUGCCUUUGUAGAGUUCCUGGAGUUUCUGGGAGAGAAAAUUGAACUCCAUAACUUUAAAGGUUUUCGAGGAGGACUGGACGUGACUCAUGGGCAGACUGGCACAGAAUCCGUCUACUGCAACUACCGCAACAAAGAGGUCAUGUUCCAUGUGUCCACAAAGCUGCCUUACACAGAGGGGGACACCCAGCAGUUGCAGAGAAAAAGACACAUAGGGAAUGACAUUGUGGCCAUUGUUUUCCAAGAUGAAAAUACUCCCUUUGUUCCAGACAUGAUCGCAUCAAACUUUCUUCACGCUUAUAUUGUGGUCCAAGUGGUCAACCCCUGCUCUGACAAUGUUCUGUACAAGGUGUCGGUGACAGCGCGGGAUGAUGUUCCUUUCUUUGGUCCGGCCCUCCCAAAUCCUGCUGUCUUUAAGAAAGGCCCUGAAUUCCAGGAAUUCCUUUUUACCAAGCUAAUCAAUGCAGAGUACGCAUGUUACAAAGCUGAGAAGUUUGCCAAAUUGGAGGAACGAACACGAUCGGCUUUGCUUGAAACCCUUUAUGAGGAGCUCCAUGUGAACAGCCAGGCUAUAAUGGGAGUGGGAGGAGAGGAGGACAAGAUUGAAAAUGGGAGCGCAGGAGGAGGAGGCUUUUUCGAGUCCUUCAAGCGGGUGAUCCGCGGUAGGAGCCAGUCAAUGGACGCUGUGAGUCUAACUUUCAAGAGGCCGUACACAAUCUCCUCCACUGUGAGCAGCACCUUUAACCACAGCACCACAGAGAGCCCCAAAUUCCCUGGUAUUUCAUUGCUUGUCCCAGGCAAAAGUCCCAGUAAAUAUGGACGCCGAGGCAGUGCCAUAGGGAUAGGAACAGUAGAAGAGUCUUUGAUAAUCCCAGGAAAAAGCCCUACCAGGAAAAAGUCUGGUCCGUUCAGCUCCAGGCGAAGCAGUGCCAUUGGUAUUGAAAACAUACAAGAAGUCCAAGAGAAAAGCAGUAGAGAUCCAUCUCCCAAUACUCAGAAGACUCCUGACAGUGGUCAUGUUUCUCAAGAUCCAAAAUCUGAUAACUCAGAUCAGAGCUCUCCAGAGGUCCUCACAACCACCAAGAACAGGACCUCGUCUAUCCCUGAAGCCCACAACCUCUCCCGCUCCUCCUCCAACGCCAGCAGCUUCGCCAGCGUAGUGGAGGAGAACGAAACAGAGGCGGCGGAGGACUAUGACACCGGCAUGGAGAGUCUGUCGUCUGCAGGGACACCUCACAAACGGGACUCCCUCACCUACAGCACGUGGCUGGAGGACAGCAUCAGCUGCACGAGCAGCAACAGUCGUGGUAGUUCCCCAGGGCCUGGGAAACCUGAUCGAGGGAAGACCGGCGACGCCCGUAUCAAACUUGAGCGAUCACAUGAUAAUCAGUCCUCAACAAAACCCCAAAGUCACACUCUGUCUGUGAGAAGAGCAACAUGCAUUUGACCCAACCUGUGAAGAGGAGGAGGAUGACGAUGAAGACGAGUCAGGAUGAAGGCCGUCCAGUCGGUCGGCUGCUCAGGGAGGACAUAUUUCAAAGAAGAGGAUGCACAACAAGGGGCUUGUUGUUUCCUUCUGAUUCUUUCUUUGCCUGUUCACACAUCUGAAGCCUAGUUGUACAUUUUUCUACCUGACCUUUCAUUAUUUUUUUAAAUUGCACAUUUGAUCUAUUGAUGUAAAUGUUUUAUUUGUAAAAUACUUUAUUUUAGUUUGUCUUGCUGAACUUCAGGCUGUGUUUUGCUGUCUGAUGAGGGUGUCAGGAAAGCUGCAACACGAAGGUAACUUCUUGUGUUUUAAUGAAGAAAAAAAACUUGAAAUUUGGCUUCAUAAAUAUUUACUUCAAAAAUAUAUAUAUUUAUAUAUAUACAUAUACACACAAACACAC